ACAGGCCCUCCAGAUGUAUACCAGCCCUGUGAGCCCAGCCUACAGGCCUGGAGUCCAGAGCUCAGCCUGUAUGAUGCAAACGUGACGUCUCCCUGCCCUGAAACCGAGGGCUGCGUCCUGAUGCUGCGCUUCCUCCACCCUGUGGUCCCUGACAGCCUCACUGUGUGGGUCACCUACAUCUCAGCCGGUGGGUCCUGGGUUCAUUUUAGUGGUCUCCAACAGUGUACAUUUAGCAUUGCUGAAACUCUCCACAAUACAAGCCACACGUUGUGUCUACCUGAAUGAUAAUGCUUUCGCUGUUCAUCUGAGCAGGUAAUGUGAAGUUAUACCAAGUAUUUGUCCUAGGUAUUUAUGAAUAAAUAAAGGGCCAAGCAUGUGCACUACUCUGGAACUGCUUGAUUAUACAGCUGAUGAUUAUCCACCAUGUUGUCUCUACAGAUAACCAGGUGAUCGCCAACAUCGAGCUAAUAACAGACACAGGCGAGUCUCUAGAUAUGGGUCCACAGCACGUCUUCUGUGAUGUGCCCCUCACCCUACAUGUGCACACCGAAAAAAGGGUGGCAGCUGUCAAACUGAGCACCUUUGAUGAGAAGAUGGAGAUUGAUGCUAUCCUGCUUACUUCUGGCACCCAUAAUCCUCUCUGCUCCAGUUGCCAGCCUCUGAUCUACCGAGUUGUCCGGCAACCACCGUUUUCAGGCGAUUUGGUCCAGCAAACUCUACUUACAUUUACAGACAGGUACAGUAAGAUUGACACUGACAGAUAUAUGUAGCCGCACACUCUGGAAUUCGGCAAAUACUUUGACCUUAGUCUGGAAAGUUCUCCUGUGAUGUAUUGUUUUGAGGUCAUGUACCACUGCUCCAAGAAGUGGACCUAAGAAUACACACACACACAAAAAAAAACACGAUCAAAGUAUAAUUUAUAGUAUGUCACUUACAAAGACCAUACAAUGCAAUCGUCUGUUGCCCCAGAAGCUAAGAUAUUCAUCAUUCUCAAGUGUUUUGGUCUGGUACAGUUUUCGCAACACAGAACCAAAUGUAUUCAACAUGCUUCUUAGCACUAGCUACUGAUCCAAAUCAACAUCAAGGGCCUUAUUCAAUAAAACGUUUUCAGAGGAUUCCGGCGUAUGUCAAACCAUUUUAAUCCCACAUGGUGAGAAAAGGUGUUAAAUUGAUUAUCUGCAUCCAGCUUUGCAUUACACAUAACAGAAGUCAGUCCCCUAACCAUUUCCCACCUUAUAAUUUUUUUACAUUCUGUUCUAGCUUACUUUUAGUCAUUAGAGUCAGCUUGUAUUCGGUAUUAGUGUCAUACACAAUUUUUUGUGAAUGAUGUUAUAAUUUUCCACAAACACUUUCUGGGAUGUUGUUGCUUUUCAAGCACUUGCAGAAGUAGGUGGAUGUGCUUAAAUGGUCACAUUGAGGAAUACAUUUGGUUUCAUCUCUAAAAGUUCCACAAGCGGCUGUAAGUGCAAAAAGAUGUAAAAACCAAGGGGAAUUAAGUUAUGUGGAGGGAAGAGGAGGGCAGAGAGGUUGGGGUUGGGGAAAGGCAGUCUCUGGAAUAUAAACCAAAUGUGACCAGCAGAAACAGUAAACACCUGUGGCUCUUUGGAGCUGUUCCUCAGCCAUUUCUUCCCGCUGAAGGCUCUGUACUGUAUGCUCAUCAUGGUUAGUAUAUGAUAAGUGAGAGGCCUGUCAUUUGGAGGAGGGGGUGAAGAGAGAGAAAUGGAGUGCAUUGCAGGAGAGAAAUGAAAGAAAGGCUAAGAAUUGUGGCUAACUGUGAGUCUACACUGCCACCAAGAGGUAUAGCUGGCAAAACAAGUUGGUUUUGCACUUGAUAUCCUAAUCCUUAAAAAUAGACUCUCAUUUUUGGUCCAUUAGGAGAGAAAAAAAACACUUUUGGGGUGAAAUAGGAGUAGGAUAAAAUUAUGCCGUUAAUCCAUGAACACGGAUGUGUAAUUCUCCCCUGACCCUCAUAGCCUAGUUUCUGCUAACUCGUGGCUCAUAAACAUUUGACUUGGACAUUAAUAACUGGGGCAGUAUGAAAAAUGUAUGCACUCACUAAUUGUAAGCCGCUCUGGAUAAGAGCGUCUGCUAAAUGACUAAAAUGUAAAAUGUAAAUGUAUCAUUCCCAAAACGACCCUAAGUCUAUGUCCUGUAAAGAAAAACCACACAGGCUCCUCCGGUGGAAUGCUAGAUAGAGCAGGCUCUUACAGUUGAUCCAUAAUUAAUAAGGGUAAUUUGUAGCGGGAGGAAAUCCGACACGUCUGAGAGAGUAGAUGAUGUGCAUUUUUGUAGGCAUUCUUUACAGCUGGCCAGAGACAAUGGUAAUUAAGUAGUGCUGUCGGGAAAUCAAGGGUAGGCUCUUUUUAUAGUUUGGAGCUGACUAAAACAGGUCAAUAGCUCUGGGACAGGAGGUAUGAUAUCACUGUACCCACCGUACCUCCUGUUUAGGUUUAAGGUCACUGCUUCUUACAGCAAGCUUAGAUGACUAGGUGACUCUGGACACAGAUACACAAGAACAAUCUGUUUCUUAUUGUGUAUCUUUGUGCACUGUGUCGUUUCCAUCUAACCUUGCUGUUCAAAAUCGUUCUUUGACAAUAAUAGCUAUCGGUAUAGUUUAGUCAUUUUGUAUCUCUAUGCAACAAUUCCACCUGGAAAUAAUCUGAAAUGUCAAUUAUAUCUUUAGUACUAAAGUAAUACAAUUCCAUGAGACAAACAUGUAUUUAGAAAUCUGCUUAUACUUGAAUGUUGCAUGUUUUGAUUUGUUCCAACAGUGACAUUGUAAAGGACAUGGAGUACCAGUACAGAGUUCAGGUGGAAGCAGACGGUCUUCUCAGUGAGCUCUCCCCACCUCUCCUCUACACCCAUGGAGCUGCCUACUGCGGUGACGGACUACUCAAUGGGUCAGUCAGUUUACACAGUAUUCACAUCCCAGAUACAGUGCCUUGAGAAAGUAUUCAUACCCCUUGACUUAUUCCACAUUUUGUUGUGUUGCAGCCUGAAUUCAUAAUGGCUAGAUUUUUUUUUCUUACAUUUACAUUUACGUCAUUUAGCAGACGCUCUUAUCCACCCAUUGACACACAAUACCCCAUAAUGACAAAGUGAAAACAUGUUUUUAGACAUUUUUGCAAAUUUAUUUAAAAUGAGGUUUAAGUGAUAGCUGUAACUCGGCCACUCAGGAACAUUCACUGUCUUCUUGGUAAGCAACUCCAGUGUAGAUUUGGCAUUGUGUUUUAGGUUAUUGUCCUGCUGAAAGGUUAAUUCAUCUCCCAGUGUAUGGUGGAAAGCAGACUAAACCAGGUUUUCCUCUAGGAUUUUGCCUGUGCUUAGCUCAAUUCUGUUUCUUUUUUAUCCUUAAAAACGCCACAGUCCUUUAACGAUUACAAGCAUACACAUAACAUGAUGGAGCCACCACUAUGCUUGAAAAUAUGGAGAGUGGUAUUCAGUAAUGUGUUGUAUUGGAUUUUCCCCAAACAUAACACUAUUCAGGACAAAAAGGUAAUUGCUUUGCCAUAUUUUUUGCAGUAUUACUUUAGUACCUUGUUGCAAACAAGAUGCAUUUUUUGGAAUAUUUGUAUUCUGUGCAGGCUUCCUUUCAUUCACUCUGUCAAUUAGGUUAGUAUUGUGGAGUAACUACAAUGUUUUGAUCCAUCCUCAGUUUUCUCCUAUCACAGCCAUUAAACUAUGUAACUGUUUUAAAGUCCCCAUUGGCCUCAUGGUGAAAUCCCUGAGCGGUUUCCUUCCUCUCCUGCAACUGAAUUAGCCUGUAUAUUUGUAGUGACUGGGUGUAUUGAUACACCAUCCAAAGUGUAAUUCAUAACUUCCCCAUGCUCAAAGAGAUAUUCAAUGUCUGCUUUUAUUUUUAUUUUUACCCAUCUACCAAUAGGUGCCCUUCUUUGCGAGGCAUUGGAAAACAUCCCUGGUCUUUGUGGUUAAAUCUGUGUUUGAAAUUCACUGCUUGACUGAAAAACCUUAAAUAUAAUUGUAUGUGUGGGGUACAGAGAUGUGGUAGUCAUUCAAAAAUCAUGUUAAACUAUAUCAUUGCACACAGCAAGUCCAUGCAACUUAUUAUGUGACUUGUUAAGCAAAUUUUUACUCCUGAACUUAUUUAGGCUUGCUAUAACAAAGGUGUUGAAUAGUUAUUGACUCAAGACAUUUCAGCUUUUCAUUUUUAAUAAAAUAAAUAAAAAUGAAAAACAUAAUUCCACUUUGGCAUUAUGGGGUAUUGUGUGUAGGCCAGUAAUAAAACAAUCUCAAUUUCAUCCAUUUUAAAUUCAGGCUGUAACACAACAAAAUGUGGGAUAAGUCAAGGGGUGUGAAUACUUUCUGAAGGCAGCUGUAUGUUCUCUUUUCUCUCAUCCAUUGUAGACCAUACCAACAGUAGAAUGAAAAUGCCCAUAAUAUAUGCAUUAAUUAAUACUAUUAAUUGAUACACAGCAAUGAUGUAAUCAUGCUAAACAAGUCCACCUUCAUUACUCUGGACAGUUUCAAGUACAAAUAGAAUUGUCUAUAUCAAAGGAGGAUUUUAAAUUAACAUUGUACAAUGAAUGGAUUCACAUACAAGAAAUAAAUCUUAAGUUACAAAGCAUUAACAAGCAUUACAAAGCAUACUUCUAAGGCUAACUUAGAAGACAAAGCAUGAAUAAAGAGAUGCCUAUUAAGCCAGAGGCUUAGAUGCCCAGGAAGCCUGGAUACAUGAUGAGAGAGAACAAAGGCAUUUAUUUCAAUUUAUAACAUCUGAAGGUGUAACCUUUCAACCCAAAACCAACAAACAUUGACCAAUUAAAUGAUACCAAGUUUACAGAGUAACCUGACCACCAAGGCCCAAUCUCCACAGGGUGUCACAGCAAUUAAAGACUUGUGUCGGGUAUGAGACCAAUGUACAGUGGGGAAAAAAAGUAUUUAGUCAGCCACCAAUUGUGCAAGUUCUCCCACUUAAAAAGAUGAGAGAGGCCUGUAAUUUUCAUCAUAGGUACACGUCAACUAUGACAGACAAAUUGAGAAAAAAAAUCCAGAAAAUCACAUUGUAGGAUUUUUAAUGAAUUUAUUAGCAAAUUAUGGUGGAAAAUAAGUAUUUGGUCACCUACAAACAAGCAAGAUUUCUGGCUCUCACAGACCUGUAACUUCUUCUUUAAGAGGCUCCUCUGUCCUCCACUCGUUACCUGUAUUAAUGGCACCUGUUUGAACUUGUUAUCAGUAUAAAAGACACCUGUCCACAACCUCAAACAGUCACACUCCAAACUCCACUAUGGCCAAGACCAAAGAGCUGUCAAAGGACACCAGAAACAAAAUUGUAGACCUGCACCAGGCUGGGAAGACUGAAUCUGCAAUAGGUAAGCAGCUUGGUUUGAAGAAAUCAACUGUGGGAGCAAUUAUUAGGAAAUGGAAGACAUACAAGACCACUGAUAAUCUCCCUCGAUCUGAGGCUCCACGCAAGAUCUCACCCUGUGGGGUCAAAAUGAUCACAAGAACGGUGAGCAAAAAUCCCAGAACCACACGGGGGGACCUAGUGAAUGACCUGCAGAGAGCUGGGACCAAAGUAACAAAGCCUACCAUCAGUAACACACUACGCCGCCAGGGACUCAAAUCCUGCAGUGCCAGACGUGUCCCCCUGCUUAAGCCAGUAAAUGUCCAGGCCCGUCUGAAGUUUGCUAGAGUGCAUUUGGAUGAUCCAGAAGAGGAUUGGGAGAAUGUCAUAUGGUCAGAUGAAACCAAAAUAUAACUUUUUGGUAAAAACUCAAUUCGUCGUGUUUGGAGGACAAAGAAUGCUGAGUUGCAUCCAAAGAACACCAUACCUACUGUGAAGCAUGGGGGUGGAAACAUCAUGCUUUGGGGCUGUUUUUCUGCAAAGGGACCAGGACGACUGAUCCGUGUAAAGGAAAGAAUGAAGGGGGCCAUGUAUCGUGAGAUUUUGAGUGAAAACCUCCUUCCAUCGGCAAGGGCAUUGAAGAUUAAACGUGGCUGGGUCUUUCAGCAUGACAAUGAUCCCAAACACACCGCCCGGGCAACGAAGGAGUGGCUUCGUAAGAAGCAUUUCAAGGUCCUGGAGUGGCCUAGCCAGUCUCCAGAUCUCAACCCCAUAGAAAAUCUUUGGAGGGAGUUGAAAGUCCGUGUUGCCCAGCGACAGCCCCAAAACAUCACUGCUCUAGAGGAGAUCUGCAUGGAGGAAUGGGCCAAAAUACCAGCAACAGUGUGUGAAAACCUUGUGAAGACUUACAGAAAACGUUUGACCUGUGUCAUUGCCAACAAAGGGUAUAUAACAAAGUAUUGAGAAACUUUUGUUAUUGACCAAAUACUUAUUUUCCACCAUAAUUUGCAAAUAAAUUCAUUAAAAAUCCUACAAUGUGAUUUUCUGGAAUUUCUUUUCUCAUUUUGUCUGUCACAGUUGACGUGUACCUACGAUGAAAAUUACAGGCCUCUCUCAUCUUUUUAAGUGGGAGAACUUGCACAAUUGGUGGCUGACUAAAUACUUUUUUUCCCCACUGUAAAUUAGACAGAAUUCCUGAGAAGACAAUAAAACCUUUUUGCAUAGAGUAAUUCAGAGUUCACCCUGUACAGAUACAAGUUACCACAGAUAUAAUACAUCCAUAUAAAUAGCAUCAGAGUUAUCCUCAGUGAACAACUAUAGUAUUAUUCUAUCAUAUUCAAUAGUCAGUCCUCUGAAUACUAUAACAGAGAGUUACAUUUUGGCCCCUUAGAGGGGGAAGGGCUGACUAGUCCUUGGGCAUUGUCCUUUGUGCAUUCCUUGUGUUCCUGAACCACUUGCCAUGCAACUCCAGGUAACAGAGAUCACAAAUAAGGGCUGAGCCUACAUUAGCAAGUGUGCAAGUGAAGCCAAACUACAGUAUACUCAUAUAGGUCAUACAUAUUGGUCUCUCUAAGUGGAGAAUGUAGUGAAAUCAAAGGAUGUGUGUUUUUGUAAUGAAAGUGUAUGGACUAUGGAGAUUACUGAUCCUUGCUGUCUCUGUGUCUGUAGGACAGAGGACUGUGAUGAUGGCAAUCUGUUGGAUGGUGAUGGCUGCUCUAAGAAGUGCCACAUGGAGUCAGGCUUCAACUGCAAUGGUGAGUGAAGAACAUACAAGACCACUCUCCUAAUCCUGGUCUCAGUCUACAGUCUGUGGAAUGACCAAAACAGAAGCCCAACUAGACCAGGGGUGUAUUCAUUAUGUCUUGCAACGGAAACCGUUUACCGUUUAAGAACCAAAUGACAGAAACAGGGAGGGACCUACCUGAAUUUGACCAAUAGGAACUCAUGUUUUCAUUGCAAAACAUUUUCCGUUUGAGAGUAAAGGGUUUCUGUUGCAAAACGUUUUGCGGAAUGAAUACACCACAUGUUGAUGGGACUCAAGCGAAACAGUACUUGCAAGCAGAAGCUUCAUUUCAAGCUCAGUCAAAAUGCCUUUAUUAAGUUGAACAUUAGUGUAAGUCAAGACAGGUCACAACUUAACAAAACUAACGAAGUAAACUAAGUAAGUAACUAAAUAACUAAGUAAAGAGUAAUCACUUAUCACACACAUUUGAAUACAUUUUUAUUUUAUUUAACCUUUAUUUUGACAGGGAUUUUUAUUUUAUUUUUUUUACAGAUGAGCCCUGUAUAAACAUCAAACACAUCAUUACACAUCAAUAUACACUAUACACAUCAAUAUACACAUCAAUAUUCACAUCAAUACACGAAAAGCAAAACACAAACAUAGAAAACAAACACAUUCUUCAUUAGCUCCACGCACUAGCUCCAUGCACUGAUUUCAUAUCACAAAUACUGUCAUUUGUACUUUUAAUAUUUUUUGCAAAAUGUAGCUUUCAUUUAUAAUUUGUAGAAACUAUGAGAGUAGAAAGGUUCAGAACUUUUGUGAAACAUCACAGCACAGUUGAAGAAUAUAUGGCAAAUAGAAAUCAAAACUAGAUGGUGUUCAAAGAUAGAUGGGAGGGUUUGAGUGGAGCUGAAGGGUGGGACUAAAAACAACAAGAUAACUCAUGUAAAAUAUACUGUUUCCAUAAAAUGUAUAUAGCUUCAGAACUUUUGUGAAAUAGCACAGUUAAAAAUAUCUGGCAAAUAGAAAUCAAAACUGGAUGUUCUUCAGAGAUACAGUGCAUUCGGAAAGCAUUUAGACCCAUUGACUUUUUCCACAUUUUGUUACGAUACAGCCUUAUUCUAAAAUGGAUUAAAAUGUUUUUUUCCCCUCAUCAAUCUUUUUUUAGAUGUUUUUUGCUAAUUUAUUACAAAUAAAAAAAAGAAAUAUGACAUUUACAUAAGUAUUCAGACCCUUUACUCAGUACUAUGUUGACGCACCUUUGGCCUCGAGUCUUCUUGGGUAUGACUCUACAAGCUUGGCACCCCUGUAUUUGGGGAGUUUCUCCCAUUCUUCUCUGCAGAUCCUCUCAAGCUCUGUCAGGAUGGAUGGGGAGUGUUGCUGCACAGCAAUCUUCUGGUCUCUCCAGAGAUGUUCGAUCGGGUUAAAGUCCGGGCUCUGGAUGGGCCACUCAAGGACAUUCAGAGACUUGUCCCGAAUCCACUCCUGCGUUGUCUUGGCUGUGUGCUUAGGGUCGUUGUCCUGUUGGAAGGUGAACCUUCGCCCCAGUCUGAGGUUCUGAGCGCUCUGGAGCAGGUUUUCAUCAAGGAUCGCUCUGUACUUUGCUCCAUUCAUCUUUCCCUCGAUCCUGACUAGUCUCCCAGUCCCUGCCGCUGAAAGACAUCCCCACAGCAUGAUGCUGCCACCACCAUGCUUCACCGUAGGGAUGGUGCCAAGUUUCCUCCAGACGUGACGCUUGGCAUUCAAGUCAAAGAGUUCAAUCUUGGUUUCAUCAGACCAAAGAAUCUUGUUUCUCAUGGUCUGAGAGUCUUUAGGUGAAUUUUGGCAAACUCCAAGUGGGCUGUCAUAUGCUUUUUACUGAGGAGUGGCUUCUGUCUGGCCACUCUACCAUGAAGGCCUGAUUAGUGGAGUGCUGCAGAGAUGGUUGUCCUUCUGGAAGGUUCUCGCCAGAGGAACUUUAGAGCUCUGUCAGAGUGGCCAUCGGGUUCUUGGUCACCUCCCUGACCAAGGCCCAUUUUCCCCCGAUUGCUCAGUUUGGCCAGGCGGCAAGCUCUAGGAAGAGUCUUGGAGAGUCAAACUUCUUCCAUUUAAGAAUGAUGGAGGCCACUGUGUUCUUGGGGACCUUCAAUGCUGCAGAAAUGUUUUGGUACCCUUCCCCAGAUCUGUGUCUCUACACAAUCCUGUCUCGGAGCUCUACGGACAAUUCCUUCGACCUCAUGGCUUGGUUUUUGCUCUCACAUGCACUGUCAACUGUGGGACCUUAUAUAGACAGGUGUGUGCCUUUCCAAAUCAUGUCCAUUCAAUUGACCACAGGUGGACUCCAGUCAAGUUGUAGAAACAUCUCAAGGAUGAUCAAUGGAAACAGGAUGCACCUGAGCUCAAUUUCGAGUCUCAUAGCAGAGGGUCUGAAUACGUUUUUCAUGUAUUUUACCUCCUUUUUCUCCCCAAUUUCGAUUUUGUCUCAUCACUGCAACUCCCCAACUGGCUCGGGAGGCGAAGGUCGAGUCAUGCGUCCUCCAAAACAUGACCCGCCAAACCGCGCUUCUUAACACCCGCCCGUUUAACCCGGAAGUCAACCGCACCAAUGUAUCGGAGGAAACACCGUUCAACUGACGAACGAGAUCCACCUGCAGGCGCCCUGCCUGCAACAAGGAGUCGCUAGAGUGCGAUGAGCCAAGUAAAGGUUUUUCUUAAUUUUUACUAUUUUCUACAUUGUAGAAUAAUAGUGAAGACAUCAAAACUAUGAAAUAACACAUAUGGAAUCAUGUAGUAACCAAAAAAGUGUUAAAUAAAGAUUUUAGAUUCUUCAAAGUAGCCACCCUUUGCCUUGAUGACAGCUUUGCACACUCUUGGCAUUCUCUCAACCAGCUUCAUGCAGAAUGCUUUUCCAACAGUCUUGAAGGAGUUCCCACACAUGCUGAGCACUUGUUGGCUGCUUUUCCUUCACUCUGCGGUCCAACUCAUCCCAAACCAUCUCAAUUGGGUUGAGGUCGGGUGAUUGUGGAGGCCAGGUCAUCUGAUGCAGCACUCCAGCACUCUCCUUCUUGUUCAAAUAGCCCUUACACAGCCUGGAGCUGUGGUUUGGGUCAUUGUCCUGUUGAAAAACAAAUGAUAGUCCAACUAAGCGCAAACCAGAUGGGAUGGCGUAUCGAUGCAGAAUGCUGUGGUAGCCAUGCUGGUUAAGUGUGCCUUGAAUUCUAAACAAAUCACAGACAGUGUCACCAGCAAAGCACCCCCACACCAUCACACCUCCUCCUCCAUGCUUCACGAUGGGAACCACACAUGCGGAGAUCAUCCGUUCACCUACUCUGCGUCUCACAAAGACACAGUGGUUGGAACCAAAGAUCUCACAUUUGGACUCAUCAAACCAAUGUCCAUCACUCGUGUUUCUUGGCCCAAGCAAGUCUCUUCUUCUUAUUGGUGUCCUUUAGUAGUGGUUUCUUUGCAGCAAUUCAACCAUGAAGGCCUGAUUCACGCAGUCUCCUCUGAACAGUUGAUGUUGAGAUGUGUCUGUUACUUGAACUCUGUGAAGCAUUUAUGUGGGCUGCAAUCUGAGGUGUAGUUAACUCUAAUGAACGUAUCCUCUGCAAAUCAAAUAAAAAGCAUUUCACCUUACAGUGAAAUGCUUACUUACAAGCCCUUGACCAACAAUUCAUUUUUAAGAAAAAUAAGUGUUACGUAAACAAUAGAUAAGUAAAAAAUAAAAGCAGUAAAAUAACAGUAAAAAUAACAGUAGCGAGGCAAUAUACAGGGGGUACCGGUACAAAGUCAAUGUGCGGGGGCACCGGUUAAAUCAAAUUAAAUCAAAUUAAAUCAAAUCAAAUUAAAUCACAUUUUAUUGGCCACAUGCGCCGAAUACAUUACAGUGAAAUGCUUACUUACAGCUCUUAACCAACAAUGCAUUUAUUUUUUAAUAAAAAAGUAAAAUAAAACAACAACAAAAAAGUGUUGAGAGAAAAAGAGCAGAAGUAAAAUGUUGGGGUGGUAUGCAAAUUGGACUGGGUCUAGGGUUUCUGGGAUAAUGGUGUUGAUGUGAGCCAUGACCAGCCUUUCAAAGCACUUAAUGGAUAGAGAUGUGAUUGUUACAGGUCUGUAGUCAUUUAGGAAGGUUACCUUAGUGUUCUUGGGCACAGGGACUAUGGUGGUCUGCUUGAAACAUGUUGCUAUUACAGACUCAGUCAGGGACAUGUUGAAAAUGUCAGUGAAGAUACUUGCCAGGUAGUCAGUGCAUGCUUGGAGUACACGUCCUGGUAAUCCGUCUGGCCCUGCGGCCUUGUGAAUGUUGACCUGAUUAAAAUGUCCCCCUAAUUUCCCUAAAUACCUCUGUUGAUCCUACAGCUAUUGUAUGCAGUAAUCAUGAGCCUAUGAACCAGAGUUACACUGUUAGCACUGAGGUGGUGUAUCCUAGUAGGAAGACCAUUGUGUGCAGCUCACCCUGCACUAUCAGUUCCAAUAUAAAUAACAUGAGCAAGUCUACUUCUGAUAAGCUUCCCAGUAAAGCAUUAAAAACAAUCAAGCAACCCAGAAAAGUGCUAAAAAUAGCCCAUAUUAACAUAUGCAGCCUGAGAAACAAGGUCCAUGAAGUCAAUCUGAAACUCACUUAGAUAAUACAUUUGAUGAUACAGGGGAAGCAAUACAUGGUUAUAACAUUUACCGAAAAUACAGAAAUGCCAACGGGGGCAGUGUUGCGGUCUAUAUUCAGAACCACAUUCCUGUAAAGCUUAGAGACAAUCUAAUGUUAAAUACUGUUGAAGUAAUAUGGCUAAAGGUUCAUCUGCCUCACCUAAAGCCCAUUUUUGUGGGAAGCUGCUAUAGACCACCAAGUGCUAACAGUCAGUAUCUGGAUAAUAUGUAUUGAUCACAUCUUGACUGGUACUGUGUAUAUACAGUAUAUAUUUACAAAAAUAUAAAUGAUGGAUUGGAAAUUAUGCAGACAAUUACAUUGAUGGAAGCUACAAUCUGUCUGCAAUAUUAAAGCUGAUCUACCCCCUUAAUUAAAAAUUAAUAAAUAAACAAAAUACUGUCAUUUGUAGUCAGUCUGCGCUUAACUAUGUCAAUUUACCCAAACUACGCAUUAUGCAUACAGUAAUCUAAUAUAAUUCAAAACAAAAUCAUGUGAACUCAAAGACUGAAACAACACUCACCCAGAGAUGUGAAUUGUGAAGGGUAUUUUUCUUUCCUGAGGUAAGUUUACUACAGCUAGCUUGUUUGGAUUUCCACAACAACACAAUGCUGUCAAGCUGACACACUGCCUUGUCUCUGGUUUUCAUUCAGAGACUUGGCAAGCUAAAAGUAGACAUUGCACAGUAACAACAGCAAAUGUCAACCUCACAGUUGUAGUGUUGCCUAUAAAUGUAUCCACCAUGCUGGGGGAUUCUUUUAUAAACUUCCUUUAUCAUCAUGCUCUUAGUUAAAGCAAUGUGUUUUCUUAAAAUAAAAUGUGUCAUUUGGCACACAAUAUAAAUCACAAGGAAGUAGUCCUAAUGGUUACUGAGUAACUACGAUAAUUCAAUGGAUUUACAUGAUCUAUUCUCACAAACUGUAUUUCAGCAAAUUGUCAAAGUAAGUGAAGGGGCACAUUUUUGUGUACGUCCCAAAUGGCACCCCAUUCACUUUAUCGUGCACUACUUUUGACCAGAGUAGAGGAGAGUAGGGUAGAGUAUUACUUUAAAUCCCAACUUGGCAAAUUGAUUUAUCACCUCAAGCAUCAGCAAUGAUUUCGGGGACAAGACAAGGAUACAUUAUUAUACACAUAAUAAUAAAAAAGAAAAUUAAGCUGUGCAUUAUAAAGGGAAUAGGGUGCCAUUUGGGACGCAACUUUUGUGAAUGUAUUACUCAGCUAGGACGUCAACAGCCCCUCAAUUUUGUCAAGGGAGAAAAAAUAAAGCUAUUCCAUGAAGGUUCAGAGAUGCCGUGACUGAAAGUGUUAUAUUUUCUUUGGGAAUAAAAGGCAUGACUAGCAGGAAAAAAACGAUGGCAAAAAACGGAUUCUAAAUUGAACAGAAUCAUUGCACCAUUCAAGAUAGUGCCUCACUCUCACUCAGUCAUGCACAUAUUUGUUUCCAUGUUUGGGUAUUCUGAUGCUUGUCAAGUUAACUCCUACAACACAAGAAUGGAUUAUGAAGUCAAUGUAUCUGAAGCAUGAACAUCAACUCGUAUUAUCCUGAAAGUGAUAUUGCUGUGACAAACAACUGAAGUAAAAACACAUUUAUCAUUGUCACAGGUGUUGUUUUGUGUACUGUAUAUUAUCGUCAGUGCACAAUAUCCAAACCACCUGCUAUGAUGAUAAUGUGGUUUGAUUCCAUAUUGUCUAGACUUUUUAUUUUUGAGACAUAGUUCCUUGGAUUAAUUAUGCCAAUUCAACACCUUGUCAGUGACUAAACUAUAUCCUACCCAAACAGCUGUCUGUAACUAACAGGGCCAAAUCCAGCCUCUGAUGUUAAAGUUCACACAUGAUAAAUGUUUUGUGUAUUACAUAAUGCUUUGCUUUUUUAUUUUCUGUCUGAACCAUUGUCACACCUCUUUAUUGAACUACAUCUUUCCGGGAAUGUUUUCUGAUGACAGCAUCUACUUAUUGUAAUACAAUGCAAUCCCCCCAGCAGACUGUUCAUUUGGACUGAGUCCCAAAUGGCACCCUAUUCCAUAUAUAGUGCACUACAUUUGACCAGAGCCCUAUGGGUCCUGUUUAAAAAGUAGUGCACUAUGAAGGGAAUUGGGUGCCAUUUGGGACGCAAGCUUAGUCACCACAUAUCUUUGCCGCCAUUGUUUCCGCCAGGUGAACCCAGCCUGUGCUACGUCUUUGAGGGUGAUGGUGUGUGUGAGGAGUUUGAGAGGGGCUCCAGCAUACAGGACUGUGGUUACUUCACCCCUCAUGGGUACAGUGACCAGUGGGCCUCCACCGCAGCAGCCUCCCAUCAGGACCAAAGCAGCUGCCCUGCCCUGGCAGCCACCGGAGAGCCCUCGCUUAGCAAGGUAGCAGUGCUUUCCUCUGCCCUGUCCUCCACCUCCUGGAUACAAUUGUUAUCUUUCUGUAAAUGUGACAGUAUUGAGUGUUUUGAACGUUUGGUAACACUUUAUUUGGAUAGUCCCAAGUAGAUGGUUUGUAGAUGGUUUGUAGAUGGUUUGUAGAUGUACAUUUUUUAUUUAUGCAUUGUUUAACCCCCUUUUUCUCCCCAAUUGCGUGAUAUGCCAUUGCGUUCCAAUUACAAUCUUGUCUCAACUCCCCAAUGGGCUCGGGAGAGGCGAAGGUCGAGUCAUGAGUCCUCCGAAACAUGACCCGCCAAACCGCGCUUCUUAACACCUGCUCGCCUAACCCAGAAGCCAGCUGCACCAAUGUGUCGGAGGAAACACUGUUCAACCGACGACCGAAGUCAGCUUGCAGGCACCCGCUCCCGCCACAAGGAGUCGCUAAAGCGUGAUGUGCCAAGUAAAGCCCCCACCGGCCAAACCCUCCCCUAACCUGGACGACACUGGGCCAAUUGUUCGCCGCCCUAUGGGACUCCCGGUGUCAACAACAUUUCAACUAACUGUCCACUAACCUUAACCCUAGCCCUAACCCUAACCCUUAUUCUAAACCAAAGCCCUAACCGUAACGUUAGCAAGCAUUUGCUCAUGAACAGAUAGUUUCUUGAUAGUAUAACCAUCUGUAUAUCAUGGGACUAUCCAAAUAAAGUGUGACCGAAGGUUUUAAAUAAUUACUGUACGAUUCCCCUUGUAUUAAAGCUGUGCAAGCCCAAGUACCUGGAGAUGAAUGAGAAGCCGUCACAUGACAUAUGGGUUCCAUGCACGGCCCAGUCGUACACUCAGACCUACUAUGAUGAGGAAGAUACAGUAUGGCUAAAGGUUGAGUACUCCAGUCCACCACAGAGGAUGCAUGGGGCACCUUUUUUUCCUUUAUAGUGCACUACUUUUGACAAACUAUUUAUAACCCUCUCUAAAGUAAUGUUCCAACAGUCAUUUGUUAUGCUUCACGGCACAUAUUUGUACUUUCUCCCAAUUUGUCAUGCCAUGUUUGUCACAGUAUUGUCAUGCUUCUGUUGUCAUACUUUCCCCGGUAUCAUUACCAUGCAAUCUAAUUACCAUUGAAGUAGGGGACAUUCAGGAACUGAUUAUUGAACAGUUGAACUCAUUGGGUUGUGGUCAUAAUAAUUAUAAUUGUUUGCCCAGGUGGGAUUUGCGCAACCUGGAGUCGCCGCGUCUGUCAUCAUCUAUCUGGCCUCGGACGGAGCCUGGCCUGGAGAGCAGUGCAGGAAAACAGUCACCAUCCAACUGUGUGAUACUGGUGGCAAAAACCACUCCCUGGGUAUGAACUUGAACUACCGACCCUCAAAGUAUGUUUGCCUGUUCGUCUUAACAGACAAAAGAGCUGACUGACUGUUUGAAUUAACAUUUUCCAAGCAAAGAUGCCUCAAGAUGUCUUCACAUAUACAGUAUGUAGGGUUAGGGUUAUGGGUAGGGACAUCUCAAGUCAUGAUGGCUGGAUACAGUGAUGACCAUAUGAUAUUUAAAAAGUGUACUGAGUAAGCGUCCAUGUGUUAUUCCUUUUUGGGGCUCCAUCUGAGCGUGACGUAUGUUGUUUGUUGUUGAACGCUGAAAGCUGAACGAGAGACCACGUUUUAUUGUUUUUAUAAAGCUGACAGUGUUUUGAUAUACUUUUAUUUUGGAUACUGCGGCUCUGUUGGGCAUAGUUGCUGUGAGCGCUGCUGUCUGUCCUGUGAUCCUGCCAGAUUCCACAUAGGGGGAGACACAUGGAAGCCCAGCUAGCCUAGCUGGCUCGACGGCCUUAAAUGGAGGUCGCUAUUGAACGUUUCCAGCGCUGCAGGAGCUGUGUUUACUUUGCUUUGUUCCGGGACAAUGUGGACCGCGCUGACUUUCAAUGUAGCAAAUGCUUGCUUGCAGAGGACUACAGGGGCGAAGUGGCUACUCUUAGCAAGCAAGUAGCAAACCUACACAAGCUACUGGGGAAUCCACGCCUGCCUACUUUUUCAUUUUCUUCCACCCCAGUAGUCGGACGCUGCUCUGGUUUAGUGGAAGUGUCGCCGCCGUGUAGGCUCUCCACAGCCGACAGGCCGGUGCUCAGCAGGGAUCCAUCCGCGAAGGGGUCUCUCCCUUCCCUGGAGAACGGAGCUGUUCUCGACCCAACCAACCAUCCAUGGAGAUACGUCACUCGCCGUGGAAACGGAAGAAAGCGUCCUCUGGCAACGGGGUCUCCUUGGAGAUGUUAAGCCCGGACCUGACACAGACCAGAAACGGCUUUGCCGCCCUGGAUCCAGAGGUUCCAGUGCCGUCUUCCUUAGGGGCUUCCCAUUCAAGAUCGGAUCCGGAGGUACCUGCGUCUUCAUCCUCUGAUCUGUCUCCCUCUCCGGUGGCUUCUACCUCAGGUUCAGAUCCUCAGAGCUCCCACCCUCAUCAGACCGUGAGGCUGCCUGAGAGACCGGCCCAUUCAACAUCACCAGCUGUCAUCAUCGGCAGCUCUAUAGUGAGAAACAUCUCGAUUCCCAAUGCAAAAACCCUGUGCUACCCUGGAGCACGAGUACAGGACAUCACAAAGCUGCUUCCGACUGUUCUACAACAGAUACAGGGAGCUGACACUGUCAUAGUGCAUGUGGGGUCAAACGACAUCAGGAGGGCUAUCUCAGAACAUCUGAAAAUUGAUUUUAAAGAACUGAUUUUAGCAUUAAAAGACUCCAAAAAAUGGCCAAUCAUUUCAGGUCCAGUACCAUCGUUGGGCCGUGGGUGUGAAAGAUUCAGCAGGCUACUGGCAUUACACAUCUAGCUAAAAGAUUACUGUAGCUCUGUUGGAAUCACUUUUAUAGAUAACUUUGACACCUUCUGGAAACAGAAGAUACUCUACAGGAAUGACGGAGUCCAUCCAAAUAAUAAUAUAAUAUGCCAUUUAGCAGACGCUUUUAUCCAAAGCGACUUAGUCAUGCGUGCAUACAUUUUUAUGUAUGGGUGGUGCCGGGGAUUGAGGACCACAUAUCUUGACUCCUGGACUCUGUCCACGCAUUUCAAGGCUAUAUUGAAACAAUGACCCAAGACCAGCUCAGUUAAUCCCUACCAUUGUGGCAAUGAGUCGUCAUAAAUGUACAUUAUCCUAGGGGCUUGGCAGACACAAUGUAAGUAACUUAAUUUAUGUCCCCCUAAUUGUCCUGAAUACCUCUGUUGAUCCUACAGCUAUUGUAUGCAGUUGUUACGAACCCCGUGGCUUUAAACGUCUAGGGUGGAUGGACAAGAGACCCGUAACAUAAUUCAUGCAAAUUAGAAGCGUGACAUGGAACAGUGAGAACAAAAACUACACGACAACCAUAAACUACCGUCAAACAUAAAAGGUUUAUUUUUGAACACACAGUAAAGGUUUGAGAAAAAGGGCUGAGCAGGACCCAAGAAAUUUAACAAUAGUGUAAACAAACCCUAAACUGAUCUUGCCUGCCUCAAGAACCGCUAAGCUACUGCUAAUCAUACAAAAAUUACAGUGGGUGGUCCGCUCAGGUCUAACUAGUGUUUUUAGACAGUUUUCUUCCUACGGGUAAUGUACGCCCAAGGGCAACUUGCUUAAAUUCCCCUUUUCCCAGAAACACACAAAGUUACCAAACAGAGUAACCAGCAAAUGAGUGAGUACACAAAACACCACAGUAUCCAUACUCACAUACGGAAAAUAGUCUAACAAAGUUACCAAACAGAGUAACCAGCAAAUGAGUGAGUACACAAAACACAGGACACCACAGUAUCCAUACUCACAUACGGAAAUAGUCUCUAACAACAAACACAACUGACCGGCUUUUAAACAAUGGGAUGUGUGAUUGAAAAACCAGAAACAGGUGGUGCAAUGCAGAGGAAUGUCCACUGAUUGGUCCACCUCAGCAAUCAGCAGACACCCCAACGACCACCAAUCAGGAACAUACAGGACACCUGUGAUUAGGGCAGAAGGAGAGGAAAAACACAAAAAGACACAGGAUACCUGUAUCCGUAACAGCAGUAAUCAUGAGCCUAUGAACCAGAGUUACACUGUUAGCACUGAGGCGGUGUGCCCUAGUAGGAAGACCAUUGUGUGCAGCUCACCCUGCUCUAUCAGCUCCAAUAUAAAUAACAUGAGCAAGUCUACUUCUGACAAGCUUCCCAGUAAAGCAUUAAAAACAAUCAAGCAACCCAGAAAAGUGCUAAAAAUAGCCCAUAUUAACAUAUGCAGCCUGAGAAACAAGGUCCAUGAAGUCAAUCUGAAACUCACUUAGAUAAUACAUUUGAUGAUACAGUGGUAGCCAUACAUGGUUAUAACAUCUACCGAAAAUACAGAAAUGCCAACGGGGGCAGUGUUGCGGUCUAUAUUUAGAACCACAUUCCUGUAAAGCUUAGAGACGAUCCUAAUGUUAAAUACUGUUGAAGUAAUAUGGCUACAGGUUCAUCUGCCCCACCUAAAGCCCAUUCUUGUGGGAAGCUGCUAUAGACCACCAAGUGCUAACAGUCAGUAUCUGGAUAGGAUGUGUGAAAUGCUUAAUAAUGUAAGUGAUAUAAACAGAGAAGUAUAUUUUCUGGGUGACUUAAAUAUUGACUGGCUCUCAUCAAGCUGCCCACUCAAAAAAAAACGUCAAACUGUAACCAAUGCCUGCAACCUGGUUCAGGUUGUCAGUCAACCUACCAGGAUAUUUACAAACAGCACAGGAAUUAAAUCAUCAACAUGUAUUGAUCACAUAUUUACUAAUGCUGCAGAAGUUUGCUUCAAAGCAGUAUCCAAAUCCAUAGGAUGUAGUGAACGCAAUAUUGUAGCCAUAUCUAGGAAAACCAAAGUUCCAAAGGCUGAGCCUAAUGUAGUGUAUAAGAGGUCAUACAAUACGUUUUGUAGUGAUUCAUAUGUUGAUGAUGUAAAGAAUAUUUGCUGGUGUGUGGUGUGUAAUGAGGAGCAACCAGACGCUGCACUUGACAUAUUUAUGAACUUGCUUAUUCCAGUUACUAAUAAGCACGCACCCAUUAAGAAAAUGACUGUAAAAACUGUUCAAUCCCCUUGGAUGAUGAGGAAUUGAAAAAUUGUAUGGUUGAGAGGGAUGAGGCAAAAGGUAUGGCAAAUAAGUCUGGCAGCCCAACUGAUUGGCAAACGUACUGUAAAUUAAGAAAUCAUGUGACUAAACUAAAGAAAAAUAAACUAUACUAUGAAAUAAAAAUAAAUGAUACAAAGAAUGAUAGUAAAAAGCUUUGGAGCACAUUAAAUGAAAUUUUGUGGAAAAAGGCAAACUCGGCUCCAUCAUUCAUUGAAUCAGAUUGCUCACUCAUCACAAAACCCACUGAUAUUGCCAACUACUUUAAAUGGCAAGAUAAGCAAACUUAAGUAUGACAUGCCAGCAACAAACGCUGACACUACACAUCCAAGUAUAUCUGACCAAAUUAUGAAAGACAAGCAUUGUACUUUGAAUUCCGUAAAGUCAGUUUGGAAGAGGUGAAAAAAUGGUUGUUGUCUAUCAACAAUGACAAGCCACCGGGGUCUGACAAUCUGGAUGGAAAAUUACUGUGGAUAAUAGCAGACGAUAUUGCCACUCCUAUUUGCCACAUCUUCAAUUUAAGCCUACUAGAAAGUGUGUGCCCUCAGGUCUGGAGGGAAGCUAAAGUCAUUCCGCUACCUAAGAAUAGUAAAGCCCCCUUUACUGGCUCAAAUAGCUAACCAAUCAGUCUGUUACAAAACUUAGUAAACUUCUGGAAAAAAUUGUGUUUGACCAGAUACAAUGAUAUUUCACAGUAAACAGACAACAGACUUUCAGCAUGCUUAUAGGGAAGGACACUCAACAAGCACAGCACUUACACAAAUGACUGAUGAUUGGCUGAGAGAAAUUGAUGAUAAAAUGAUUGUAGGGGCUGUCAUUUUAGACUUCAGUGCAGCUUUUGACAUUACCGAUCAGAGUCUGCUGCUGGAAAAACAUAUGUGUUAUGGCUUUACACCCCCUGCUAUAAUGUGGAUAAAGAGUUACAGAGGGUGUUCUUUAAUGGAAGCCUCUCAAACAUAAUCCAGGUAGAAUCAGGAAUUCCCCAUGGUAGCUGUUUAGGCCCCUUACUUUUUUCCAUCUUUACUAACAACAUGCCACUGGCCAGUGUGUCUAUGUAUGCGGAUGACUCAACACUAUACAUGUCAGCUACUACAGCAACUGAAAUAACUGCAACACCUAACAAAGAACUGCAGUUAGUUUCGGAAUGGGUAGCAAGGAAUAAGUUAGUCCUAAAUAUUUCCCAAACUAAAAGCAUUGUAUUUGGGACAAAUCAUUCACUAAACCCUAAAACUACAUCUCGUAAUGAAUAAUGUGGAAAUUGAGCAAGUUGAGGUGACUAAACUGCUUGGAGUAACCCUGGAUUGUAAACUGUCAUGGUCAAAACAUAUUGAUACAACAGCAGCUAAGCUAAGAUGGGGAGAAGUCUGUCCAUAAUAAAGCGCUGCUCUGCCUUCUUAACAACACAAUCAACAAGGCAGGUCCUACAGGCCCUAGUUUUGUCGCACCUACACUACUGUUCAGUAGUGUGGUCAGGUGCCACAAAGAGGGACUUGGGAAAAUUGCAGUUGGCUCAGAACAGGGUAGCACGGCUGGCCCUAAAAAAGUACACGGAGAGCUAACAUUAAUGACAUGCAUGUCAAUCUCUCAUGGCUCAAAGUGGAAGAGAGAUUGACUUCAUCACUACUUGUUUUUGUAAGAGGUGUUGACAAGCUGAAUGUACAGAGCUGUCUGUUUAAAAUACUAGCACACAGCUCAGACACCCAUGCAUACCCCACAAGACAUACCACCAGAGGUCUCUUCACAGUCCAGAACAGACUAUGGGAGGCGCACAGUACUUUAUAGAGCCAUGACUACAUGGAACUUUAUUCCACCUCAGGUAACUGAUGCAAGCAUUAGAAUCAGAUUUUAAAAAACAGGUAAAAAUACACCUUAUGGAACAAAUGGGACUGUGAAGAGACACACACAAAGGUACAGACACAUGCAUACGCACACAUUGUGAUAUUGUUCUAUGGUGGUAUUAAACAUGUUGUAUUGUAUAUAUGUAGUGGUGUAAUAAUGUUAUAUGAUGUAUUGUUUUAUAUUUUGUUUUAUAUGUACUUUAUAAGUACUUUAAUAUGUUUGGACCCCAGGAGGAGUAGCUGCUGCCUUGGCAGCAGCUAAUGGGGAUCCCUAAUAAAUACAAAAUACAAAAAUCUCAAUUUCUCUCUCCGCAAUUCCUCGCAUCCCAUCUCCUCGUCUCCUUCUCAACUGUAGUUGACAUUCUUGUCCAAUAUAUUUUGAGAAGAAGAUGAGGAAUCGAGGAAAGAUUCAUUGAAAAAGGGCCUGUCUGUCCUCAGGUUCCUUUGAGCUGUCGUGCCAGCAGAAUCCCCUGGUGGUGAACGUGACACACAACCUGAGUCAACCCUUCUUCCUGACCACCGCUGUCAUCCUCAACUUCUCCUCGCCCUUCGUUGCCGUGACGGGAGUCGCUCUGCGCACGUCGUGUCACUUCAGCGCCUUUGCCCUUACUGGGUGCGCUGAGGGUGGGGUCUCAUAGGGCUUCCACAUGCACACACACACACAUACAUACAUGCACAUGCAUGCAUGCACAUACGUACACUACCGUUCAAAAGUUUGGGGUCACUUAGAAAUGUCCUUGUUUUCCAUGAAAACAUACAUGAAUUGAGUUUGAAUAGGAAAUAUAGCAAAAUGAAUAGGAAAUUAAGUAAUUGACAAGGUUAGAAAUAAUGAUUUGAUGAUUGUGUCCUUUAAACUUUGCUUUCAUCAAAGAAUCAUCCAUUUGCAGCAAUUACAGCCUCGCAGACCUUAGGCAUUCUAGUUGUCAAUUUGUUGAGGUAAUCUGAAGAGAUUUCACCCCAUGCUUCCUGAAGCACCUCCCACAAGUUGGAUUGGCUUGAUGGGCACUUCUUACGUACCAUACGGUCAAGCUGCUCCCACAACAGCUCAAUAGGGUUGAGAUCCGGUGACUGUGCUGGCCACUCCAUUAUAGACAGAAUACAAGGCGACUGCUUCUUCCCUAAAUAGUUAUUGCAUAGUUUGGAGCUGUGCUUUGGGUCAUUGUCCUGUUGUAGGAGGAAAUUGGCUCCAAUCAAACGCCGUCCACAGGGUAUGGCAUGGCGUUGCAAAAUGGAGUGAUAGCCUUCAUUCUUCAAGAUCCCUUUUACCCUGUACAAAUCUUCCACUUUACCACCACCAAAGCACCCCCAGACCAUCACAUUGCCUCCACCAUGCUUGACAGAUGGCAUCAAGCACUCCUCCAGCAUCUUUUCAUUUGGUCUGCGUCUCACAAAUGUUCUUCUUUGUGAUCCGAACACUUCAAACUUCGAUUCGUCUGUCCAUAAUACUUUUUUCCAAUCUUCCUCUCUCCAGUGUCUGUGUUCUUUUGCCCAUCUUAAUCUUUUCUUUUUAUGGGCCAGUCUGAGAUAUGGCUUUUUCUUUGCAACUCUGCCUAGAAGGUCAGCAUCCCAGAGUCGCCUCUUCACUGUUGACGUUGAGACUGGUGUUUUUCGGGUACUAUUUAAUGAAGCUGCCAGAUAAGGACCUGUGAGGCAUCUGUUUCUCAAACUAGACACUCUAAUGUAGUUGUCCUCUUUCUCAGUUGUGCACCGGGGCCUCCCUCUCCUCUUUCUAUUCUGGUUAGAGCCAGUUUGCGCUGUUCUGUGAAUGGAGUAGUACACAGCAUUGUACGAGAUCUUCAGUUUCUUGGCAAUUUUUUGCAUGGAAUAGCCUUCAUUUCUCAGAACAAGAAUAGGCUGAUGAGUUUCAGAAGAAAGUUAUUUGUUUCUGGCCAUUUUGAGCCUGUAAUCGAACCCACAAUUGCUGAUGCUCCAGAUACUCAACUAGUCUCAAGAAGGCCAGUUGUAUUGCUUCUUUAAUCAGCACAACAGUUUUCAGCUGUGCUAACAUAACUGCAAAAGGGUUUUCUAAUGAUCAAUUAGCCUUUUAAAAUGAUAAACUUGGAUUAGCAAACACAACGUGCCAUUGGAACACAGGACUGAUGGUUGCUGAUAAUGGGCCUCUGUACACCUAUGUAGAUAUUCCAUAAAAAAAUCAGCCGUUUCCAGCUACAAUAGCCUUUUACAAUAUUAACAAUGUCUACACUGUAUUUCUGAUCAAUUUGAUGUUAUUUUAAUGGACAAAAAAAUUGCUUUUCUUUCGAAAACAAGAACAUUUCUAAGUGGCCCCAAACCUUUGAACGGUAGUGUACAUGUACAGGCACAUACAGUGAGGGAAAAAAGUAUUUGAUCCCCUGCUGAUUUUGUACGUUUUCCCACUGACAAACAAAUGAUCAGUCUAUAAUUUUAAUGGUAGGUUUAUUUGAACAGUAGGAGACAGAAUAACAACAAAAAAAUCCAGAAAAACGCAUGUCAAAAAUGUUAUAAAUUGAUUAGCAUUUUAAUGAGGGAAAUAAGUAUUUGACCCCUCUGCAAAACAUGACUUAGUACUUGGUGGCAAAACCCUUGUUGGUAAUCACAGAGGUCAGAUGUUUCUUGUAGUUGGCCACCAGGUUUGCACACAUCUCAGGAGGGAUUUUGUCCCACUCCUCUUUGCAGAUCUUCUCCAAGUCAUUAAGGUUUCGAGGCUGAGGUUUGGCAACUCGAACCUUCAGCUCCCUCCACAUAUUUUCUAUGGGAUUAAGGUCUGGAGACUGGCUAGGCCUCUCCAGGACCUUAAUGUGCUUCUUCUUGAGCCACUCCUUUGUUGCCUUGGCCGUGUCAUGCUGGAAUAUCCAUCCGCGACCCAUUUUCAAUGCCAAGAUCCUCCCAUGUAGUUCUGGGCUGAUUCCUCACCGUUCUCAUGAUCAUUGCAACUCCACGAGGUGAGAUCUUGCAUGGAGCCCCAGGCCGAGGGAGAUUGACAGUUAUUUUGUGUUUCUUCCAUUUGCGAAUAAUCACACCAACUGUUGUCACCUUCUCACCAAGCUGCUUGGCGAUGGUCUUGUAGCCCAUUCCAGCCUUGUGUAGGUCUACAAUCUUGUCCCUGACAUCCUUGGAGAGCUCUUUGCUCUUGGCCAUGGUGGAGAGUUUGGAAUCUGAUUGAUUGAUUGCUUCUGUGGACAGGUGUCUUUUAUACAGGUAACAAACUGAGAUUAGGAGCACUCCCUUUAAGAGUGUGCUCCUAAUCUCAGCUCGUUACCUGUAUAAAAGACACCUGGGAGCCAGAAAUCAGAGGGGGUAAAAUACUUAUUUCCCUCAUUAAAAUGCAAAUCAAUUUAUAAAUUGUUUGACAUACGUUUUUCUGGAUUUUGUUGUUGUUAUUGUUGUCUCUCACUGUUCAAAUGAACCUACCAUUAAAAUUAUAGACUGAUAAUUUCUUUGUCAGUGGGCAAACGUACAAAAUCAGCAGGGGAUCAAAUACUUUUUUCCCUCACUGUAUGUGUACACACACACUGUUAGUCAGGCAUACACACCCAUAUACCAACACAUAAAAUAGCACACACACGCACACACACAUACGCAACACAUCAAAUCAAAGCAACUAAAAUAUUAUUGGUCACAUACACAUUUCUUAGCAGAUGUUAUUGCGGGUGUAGCGAAAUGCUUGUGUUCCUAGCUCCAACAGUGCAGACUAUCUAACAUUUCACAACAAUACACACAAAUCUAAAAGUAAACAUUGCUCGUCCUAAUAUCUAUAUAAUUCUUAAAUAAUUCCAUUAAGAAUUAUAUAGAUAUUAGGACGCGAAAUGUCGGAGUGGCAUUGACUAAAAUACAGUAGAAUAGAAUACAGUAUAUACAUAUGAGAUGAGUAAAGCAGUAUGUAAACAUUAUUAAAGUGACUAGUGUUCCAUUAUUAAAGUGACCAGUGAUUCCAUGUCUAUUUACAGUGCAUUCGGAAAGUAUUCAGACACCUUUACUUUUUCCACAUUUUGUUACGUUACAGCCUUAUUCUAAAAUUGAUUAAAUAUUUUUUUCCUCAUCAAUCUACACAUAAUACCCCAUAAUGACAAAGUGAAAACAAGUUUUUAGACAUUUUUGCAAAUGUAUUCAAAAUUAAAAACAGAAAUAUCUGAUUUACAUAAUUAUUCAGACCCUUUGCUAUGAGAUUCGAAAUUUAGCUCAGAUGCAUCAUGUUUCCAUUGAUCAUCCUUGAGAUGUUUCUGCAACUUGAUUGGAGUCCACCUGGGCUACAUUUAAUUGAUUGGACAUGAUUUGGAAAGGAAUUUCUGCAGCAUUGAAGGUCCCCAAGAACACAGUGGUCUCCAUCAUUCUUAAAUGGAAGAAGUUUGGAACCACCAAGACUCUUCCUAGAGCUGGCCGUCCGGCCAAACUGAGCAAUCGGGGGAGAAGGGCCUUUGUCAGGGAGGUGACCAAGAACCCGAUGGUCACUCUGACAGAGCUCUAGAGUUCCUCUGUGGAGAUCGGAGAAACUUCCAGAAGGACAACUAUCUCUGCAGCACUCCACCAAUCAGGCCUUCAUGGUAGAGUGGCCAGACGGAAGCCACUCCUCAGUAAAAGGCACAUGACAGCCCACUUGGAGUUUGCCAAAAGGCACCUAAAGGACUCAGACCAUGAGAAACAAGAUUCUCUGGUCUGAUGAAACCAAGAUUGAACUCUUUGGCCUGAAUGCCAAGCGUCACAUCUGGAGGAAACCUGGCACCAUCCCUACGGUGAAGCAUGGUGGUGGCAGCCUCAUGCUGUGGGGAUGUUUUUCAGCGGCAAGGACUGGGAGACUAGUCAGGAUCGAGGGAAAGAUGAACGGAGUAAACUACAGAGAGAUCCUUGAUGAAAACCUGCUCCAGAGUGCUCAGGACCUCAGACUGGGGCGAAUGUCAAGAGGUCUAAAUACUUUCCGAAUGCACUGAAUAUAGGGCAUCAGCUUCUAAGGUGCAGGGUUGAGUAAUAAUCGUGUACACGCACACUGAGUGUUCUAUGUGAUACCAUGUCUGUUGAGGAUUCAAAUAAUCAACAUUACUCAGCUCAUACUUUUCCCUCUGUGUUUCUUCUCUCCCUCUGUGUGUGUGUGAUCGUGGUGGCCCAGCUGUUCACGGCGGCCCUGCCAGAUGGACACAUGCAGUCGUCCUCAGUUGGAGCAUGCCUCUAUCACCUGCAGCCCCGGGACAGAGAGGACUGAGACCACUCACUGCACUGUCCACUGUCAUCGAGGUUUCACCCUCGCUGUUCUCAGUGGCAAGGGCAAUCCACCCUUUCAGGUAAGCACAACACUAGGAUUAGACUAGGGUCUUACCCCAUCAGGUAAGCACAACACUAGGAUUAAACUAGGGUCUUACCCCAUUAGGUAAGCACAACACUAGGAUUAGACUAGGGUCUUACCCCAUCAGGUAAGCACAACACUAGGAUUAGACUAGUGUCUUACCUCAUUAGGUAAGCACAACACUAGGAUUAGACUAGGGUUUUACCCCAUCAGGUAAGCACAACACUAGGAUUAGACUAGGGUCUUACCCCAUCAGGUAAGCACAACACUAGGAUUAGACUAGGGUCUUACCCCAUCAGGUAAGCACAACACUAGGAUUAGACUAGGGUCUUACCCCAUCAGGUAAACACAACUCUAGGAUUAGACUAGGGUCUUACCCCAUUAGGUAAGCACAACACUAGGAUUAGACUAGGGUUUUACCCCAUCAGGUAAGCACAACUCUAGGAUUAGACUAUGGUCUUACCCCAUCAGGUAAACACAACCCUAGAACUUCCAGAAAUCAUUAUAUUUUUAAGAAACUGUGCAUUAUAGAAAUCAUAUAUAAAGUAUAUAUUAUAAGCCCCCUACACUUUAUCCCCCUACACAUCAAUUUGAGAGCAUUUGAAAGUAACAUGAAACAGUACUAGCCUCAAAUGACUGUCGAGAUAUAGAUCGUAGAGGAACUAUUACAAGUAGCAGCAGUAGUAUACAGUAUAUUUGUAUUACUGUAGUAGUAUUCCAUAGCCCAUCAUGACUGUGUAAUGGUAAUUUAUUCAUCUUCCAUUGAAAGCGAGAAACAACGCUUCAGUGUGUAAAUGGAGCAUGGGACCGUGUUGUGAGCUGUCAGCCAAUCGACUGUGGGCCCCCUGACCAGUCUCACGUCUACUUCGCUGUCUUCAGCUGCCCUUGGGGAACAACAUUUCGCAAGCAGUGCUCUUUUACCUGCAAUUCCCCCGCCAUGCUUCAGGGUAUGUAUGGUCAACAGUACAGAUUUAAUGAUACAAAUUUACAUGCAUUGCUUUGUAUUCAUAACAGUUUAUAGGUUUAGAAGAUUAUAGGUCCAUUUAUCAUUUUCAUGAAGUGGAAAGUUGAUAUUCAUUCACUCAUUUACACAACAUGAAUGGCACAUUCUAACAUUUUCUCAGAGAAAUUAACUUGACCAUGAGGCUGUCAUUGCUGUUUUAGUUUUUACCUGAGGGAUCUCAGUCUAUACUCUUAGAAAGAAAGGUGCUAUCUAGAACCUUAAUGGGUUCUUCGGCUUUCCCCAUAGGAGAACCCUUUGAAGAACCCUUUUUGAUUCCAGGUUAAACCCUUUUGGGUUCCAUGUAGAGCUCUUUUCACAGAGGGUUCUACAUGGAACCCAAAAGGGUUGUACCUGAAACCAAAAAGGGUUCUACCUGGAACCAAAAACGGUUCUCCUAUGGGUACAGCUGAAGAACCCUUUUGGAACCCUUUUUUCUACGAGUGUAUUACCUCAUGUUGGUUGGGUACACAGAGGGGCUUGGAGUCUAGCCUGAUGUGGCAUCAUGGCGUAGGAGUGUGUCUGUGUUGCUCUGCUCUAACCUAUUAGAGGUUGUUGUGAGGCGAGGCUGUUCAGCCGGCCCUGGGACUGAGCUGAACAGCUUGGCAGUUGGUCUUGGCUGGCGUCCAGUGGACGGAGGCCCUAGGCUUUGUGUAAAUAGGAAAGUAGCAUGCAGCCAUAGCUGGUUGCUGACAGGUGGGGAUAGGAAAUAAGGCAAACAAGAGAGGGUUUCUAACUCUGGAGUCGCCAGCAGGGCCGACUGGGGCUCAUGCUGGCAAGAACAUGCUGGCUUAGAGCUCGCCUGCCAUUUCAUUUACCUCAGGGCCCUGGCUUCUAGCUUCUACUACAGGGUUUUACUCCUGGCUUCUAGGUUCUACUCCAGGUCUUUUACUCCUGGCUUCUAGCUUCUACUACAGGGUUUUACUCCUGGCUUCUAGGUUCUACUCCAGGUCUUUUACUCCUGGCUUCUAGGUUCUACUACAGGGUUUUACUCCGAGGUCACUCACUCACACGAUCGCUACCCAAAGUUGUUAUUGACAACAUAACGCUUUCUCUUCCGAAGCUUAGAUAGAUGGCAAAUCCCAACAGAGUAUACCAAACAUAACAUUACAUCUACAUUUUAGUCAUUUAGCAGACGCUCUUAUCUAGAGCGACUUAGAGUUAGUGAGUGCAUACUGGCCCCCCGUGGGAAUCGAACCCACAACCCUGGCGUUGCAAGCGCCAUGCUCUACCAACUGAGCUACAGGGGGUGGCUCAAUAUUAGGAACACCUUCCUAAUAUUGAGUUGCCCCCCACCCCCCUCUCACAGGGAUGCUGGCCCAUCCUCAAAUACACUACAAGUUUUACAUUUCCUACACUGCCAGAAUGUUCUCCUGCAACAGGGUGGUCAAAUUAAGAUCCCACAUCUGUAUUGGAUUUUGAUAAUGAUUGCAACACUAGAGCAAAGCUUAAAGACCUUAUAAAACUUUAAACCAUGUCAAAGAUUCAUUACAUUUUAUAGACCAAUAAAAUGAACACAACUUUUAGAGUAUUAUGAUGGCAUAUACAUACCAACAUAACCUUGUGUGGGGGCAUUAGAUAAUUGAGCUUUACGCACCGGCAGGUAUGGACACAUACGGUACAUUUGAUUAUAUUGAAAUCACUAAUAGUCCCCAAACUCACCUUCUCUCUUAGCAAUUGAACAAAGGGACUGAUUCCAGAUGUCAGAUUCAUUAAGAGUGUUAAUAACAAACCUCUACUCAUCAUUACAAUUGUAUUAUAUACAAUUCUGUGUGAGGUUUGAAUUGAUUGUGUGCCUUUAUUUGUCUUGCAGGGGACAGUGAUAGGUUGGUGUGCCUAGGUGAUGGUCUAUGGUCCUUCCCUGAAGCCUACUGUAAGAUAGAGUGCCCAGAACCUCCUACAGUACCCAAUGCCAAGCUCCUAGUGCCCCAGUGCGGUGGUACAGGACAUGAUGUGGGUACCGUAUGCCGUUACAAAUGUAACCCAGGUUACUAUGUUACGGGCAGCCUAAACACAAAGUCAAGAAAGUGAGUAAUGUGUUAUGUAUCACUUUUCUUUUGCUCCAUAAAUGUGUUAUAGAACCGUGUUAAUAGCUGCUAUUUUAUGUAACAAGGAACAAUGAAUGCAUCACAUAUUUCCCCCACGGCUCCUGAGUUUAAAUAGCCCAAUUCGUAGAUUUAAAUGUAUUUUUAGAUCCAUCAACCUUGCGUACCUGUGUACGGUUUCUAAGCAUAGCAACAUAAACCUCCAAUAAAUUCCAUACCAAUGGUUACUUUCCUCAUUACUGUUUUUCAGUUGAAUUAAUUGGGUAACUUCGCCUCAUUAUCGAUGUAAUUCACGUGUUUCUAAUGACAUGGUUUCCCAUUAGUAAGCGGCUGGUGCGAAUUUAUUUCCUCCCUUUGUUGGUAUCAGCAUUAUCCCUUGACUAUUGGGCAAUAUUGUCUGUCAAAGACAAUGUUCUUGAAUCUAGCUGGACCUUCUAAGACUGCUCAACAUGUUCUACAGGACCAACUGCAUGUACAAACUAAUAUGAUAACAGAAUAUUUGCACCUGGACUUCUUUAUGAGUUUUUCAACUCACUUUUAAGAUGUGUGAACGUCUUAAGCACCUCUAAUGAGUUAUUAUUAAUGCAAUGUGCUAAAAUCCAAAAGCACUAUAAAAAUGAGUUUAAAUGAUCUUGUUUAUUAUUACCUUUGACAUGUUUUAAAUUAAAUUUGAAACAACACAAUUGUGUGUGUGUGUGUGCGUGCGUGUGUGCGUAUGUGUGUCUGCAUGUGUGUUGUGUGUGUGUUGCGUCCCCAGGAGGUUUCUGAAGGUGGAGUGUGUAGAGGGGGGACAGUGGGAGGAGGGGGGCUGUGAACCCGUUCCCUGUCCAUCUCUGCUUGCUGUCUUUGAGGGUAUGUACACCUGCACCAAUGGCAGGCACUACAACAGCCUCUGUACCCUCCAGUGUCCCCACGCCUCGGAAAACGUAAGGCUUUAGCUCUCUUUACAUUAAACUAAAGAUGCGAUAUAGGUCCACUGUCUGAGCUUAAACAUCAUCCCAUUCCAUUAAUAAAGGACUAUCUUAUUCAUUCAGUUUUUAUCUCUCCUGACAGCACACGAUUCGCUGUACUAAAGAUGGUAGGUGGACAGAGGAGUUCACCAUGUGUACAAGGUUAGCUGGAGCCUGCCCACCUCUGCAUGAUGUCAAUCAGGUUCAGUUUGCCUGUGACGAGGGCUUCAAUGUUGGUAAGUCUCCUCUCAACUUCUCCAGCUUGAGGACACUCCUCAUUACACUUACAGUAGUACUUUAGUGUAGUAAUGUACUGCAGUGUUUUGUACUGUAGUAAUCCAUAGACUGUCAGUAUUAUUUUAAAGACAUAAUGCAUUGCAUCCUUCUGUUGGUAUUUGUUUGGUCUGAAAGUUUCUACGAUGUAACAGAACGUGUUUUAACAUCUCAUGAUUAUGUAAUACUAUACUUUAAAAUAUAUAUAUAUAUAUAUUUUGCCCCAGACAUAAGUAUUCUUAAUUGUUUAGAUAUUGUGAAUUGUAUUGCGUUGUGUAGCAUCCCAGAAGGCAUUGGAAAAUUAAACAGAGCCAUAGCAGGUAGCAGGUGGUAAAACACUUUGCAAGCCGAACUGCCAAGCUGUUGAACCACAGAUGACUAGUCUCAACUUUUUUUAUUUGCACAUGAAUAAAUUCAACAGAUGCAAAUCAGGGUAGAAGGAAAGCUUACUUUGUAUCACUGCAGGUGCAGUUUGUUACCCAACAUGCAGUGCGGCCUUGCAUGACCCAGUGGUUUUAGACAAUGGCACCACAGCAGACAGCGUCAAGCACUGGAUGCUGCCAGGCAGGGUUCAGGUAAGGUGUUUGACUGACGCAAACGUUGUGACGCUUUUUUAUUUACUGAAUGUUAUUUGCAUUGGCUGAUAUCCCCUUUGUGUAACCUUAGAGCUUCACAAACAGGUCUUUGGCUUGCUGAAAUGAUUCAUUUGGAUGAAUAAUGGACUAAAACAUAUGGUUGUCUCUCCUUCAUAUUGAGCUUUUCCUGCAAAAAAGCUCAAUUUGCAGCUUAUUUUACUGAAUGUAUUAAUAUUAUUCAAUAUAAACAACCAAGUGCAAGCUUCCUGCUUCUUUCCUGCUAAGUUAGGACACUGUUAGCCUCACUGUGAACUCUGUAAUGAUCAAAUGUUUAUUGUGAUUUCUGCAAGAUUUACAUACAUAUGGCAAAUUAUGAUGGUAUAAAGAAUCGGAUGGACCAAAAAAAGUUAUAUGUGACAUCAGAGCUUACUAUUAUAAAUAGGCGCCUUUCAUCAAGAAUCUGUGGAACACGCAAUCAUCACGGUGGAAUGUCAAGGAAUUUCAAUGAUAUGUCAGAGUGAAAUGUACUGUUGUUUUCUUAAGAAGGGCAACCUGCCCAAUAUCAUCUCAAAGGAUCGCUUCGACAUGAACGCUUGUGUAAACAGCCCUAUCAUUUGACCCUCUAUUGCCCUCAAACUGAACUCUGGACCUCGAAGCUGUUCUGCUGCAUUUUUUCAUUGAUCCCCUCAAAUCAGGGACUGAUUUAGACCUGGGACACCAGGUGUGUGCAAUUCAUUAUCAGGUAGAACAGAAAACCAGCAGGCUCCAGACCUCGUAGGGUAAGAGUUGAGUACCCCUGCUCUAUUGGGUGGCCCUUCACUGAGCCAGCAGACCUAACUGCCUUAGGGCCAAAUAGUUUGGCACUGAUUUUGAUAACUUGAGCUGUAUUAUUGGCACGUCAUCGUGAUCCAAGGCAUUAUGUUUGCUUGAAUCUACAUGGGAAUCAUGACUGUAUCCCUUAACCAGACAACUUUUGGGACACAAAGGAGUAUCCUGUUACUCCUACAGUCUUUGUCAGUCAAUCAAUAUGAUUAGUACACUGUCGUUCAAAUUAAGGUAGAAAGAAAAUGCCAAAGACCAUUAUGAGAACUCGAGAUGACAGUGCCAUUUUGGCUGGAUCACUUCAUAACACCAAAUAUGGGCUUGUUGACUAAAUGUUUUUGGAUUGGUCGGAGCAAUAGUGUAAAGAUAGAGCUGGAUGUAAAGUUAGAGAUCUUUAUCAAGUGUAGUCAUUGACAUUUUGUAUCAACAAAAAGAAUGUCCAGUGUACAGACAUACUAUCUCCUGUAAGCCUAGUUUAACUUAAAUUGGUUUAGAUCUAUAGAGCUUGAUGUUGAUAUAGAUACGGAUGACUAAUUACAGCAUCUCAAUUAAUGCUACAUUACAGGACAUCGUCUGCACAGGAAUGAUGAGGUGGCAUCCUGACCCCGAACUCAUCCAAUGUAUCCAGUCAUGUGAGGUGAGUGUUCUAUCAUAGGUAAAAAUGCCACCAGGGAUAGGGGGACAUGUGCCCCCCAAUAUUCAGAACAGAUCAAUUCGUCCUGUAAUGUAACAUUUCUUUAAAAUAAACAAAUACAAAUGUUUUGGUUGGGGGGCACCAGCCAAAACACGUCAGAUAGCAUAUAGCAUAUGAACACAUCAUAAGCAAUGGCAAAAUGUACAGAAACUCGUCCAGUAUACGUUGACGUCAUUUUGGACGGAAGCUAUAGAGAUUGGUAAGAAAUGACACUUCUGUAGCCAAAUAUCUUAUCAAUAUAUUUUUUUAAGUGUUAAAUGACCUGCUAUCCUGGUGCGUUAAUCACUUAUUCAGUUUAAAGCCGUUAUUGUUGCGUUAUUGCCCAUUGGUUGAACUCAAAUUGCUAUAGGGCUGGCCCACGUGGGGGGAAAUGUAGGGAAAAUGGCACAGCACAGCUUCAAGAAAAACAGUCGCUUUCAAACUAGGGAUUUCGUGGCUAAUUGAGGAAAGAUAGUAAUUCUGCUCAUAGAUUAUGCAUGUAUGAACUACACAUUCACAUAUCCAGCACAAAGCAGGAGGUUAAAACAUAUUUAGAAGUCGGCAAAGUUCCAUAGUGUUUCUUUAAAUUGUCUAAUUUUACAAUACCUUGAGAGGUUACUGUAACUUGAAGUUUUACAUUUGCCAGACAUACAUUUACAUUUUUCGGGUUUGUUUUGAACCGCUAAACAUGACUUUACAUUUGAGAAUGAAUUUAGAAGAGAACAGAAUUAGUGAGCGAGCUCUGAGGAAGUCCCAAUCAGGAAGUGAUAAUGUGUGCCCUUGAGCAAGGCAGUUAACCCCGAACAACAACUGCUCCCCGGGCGCCAUCGGACGUCGAUUAAGGCAGCCCCCCGCACCUCUCUGAUUCAGAGGGGUUGGGUUAAAUGCCGAAGACACAUUUCGGUUGAAUGCAUUCAGUUGUGCAACUUACUAGGUAUCCCCUUUCCUUUCCCUUCCCAAAACAUGAACGGUUUGUGCUAUGGAAUUUUUUUGUUUGUUGUUUCUUUCACUUAGCAUUAAACUUGGCCAGUCGGCUCUCUCUCCGAGUGUAACCCCUUCCUUCACUCUAACAGGAUGUUUAGGUUUAAUCUAUAACCAUGUGUGGCUUUUAAGUUGAAAGACUGUUUUCGUGGGGUAUCUCCACCCUUGGUGUUGCUAAUGAUGAACUUAGUCCACAUUUGUUCUGGUAUUGUCAAACGUACUGAGUCAUCCUGGAAACAAUUGCAUUGUGUUAAUUUCUGUUUCUUCAAAAUAUUUUUGUGUGAAUGGAAACAGUUGUGUGGAAUAGAAUCCCAAAAUAACCCCCUUUCGACAGAAGCCAGGAAAAUGAGUAAACAGCCAGGUUGUCUAUCUGACAGUUGAUAUAUUUAUUCGCUGCUGUAACUCAAAUAGCUCAGCAAGCAACUAGUCUACUGUAGGAAUUACAGCAUACUAAAACAAUGGAUUUUUCAAAAGAGAAAACACCAUGGUUUUGGAGAAAAGUCGGCCUCCCCUCCAAAGUCUGCUCGUGCAGACACGGCACCAUUAACACCUGUCGUGACGUGACUUACUUUAAUGUAUGACUGUUAUUUAUCGAAUCCCCUAACUAUGAUUAAUUGUCACUCGAUUAAAUUAAUCAUGUAACAAUUAACUCAUUAGGAAUUUGGGGCACCACGGAAGAAGUUGUUUAACGAGUUACCAUCUCCCGAAUUAAACUCUUAGAAGAUAUAUACAGUUGAAGUCGGAAGUUUACAUAGACUUAGGUUGGAGUCACUAAAACUCGUUUUUCAACCACUCCACAAAUGUCUUGUUAACAAAGUAUAGUUUUGGCAAGUCGGUUAGGACAUCUACUUUGUGCAUGACACAAGUAAUUUUUCCAACAAUUGUUUACAGACAGAUUAUUUUACUUAUAAUUCACUGUAUCACAAUUUCAGUGGGUCAGAAGAUUACAUACACUAAGUUGACUGUGCCUUUAAACAGUUUGGAAAAUUCUAGAAAAUGAUGUCAUGGCUUUAGAAGCUUCUGAUAGGCUAAUUGACAUCAUUUGAGUCAAUUGGAGGUGUACCUGUGGAUGUAUUUCAAGGCAUACCUUCAAACUCAGUGCCUCUUUGAUUGACAUCAUGGGAAAAUCUAAAGAGAUGAGCCAAGACCUCAGAACAAAAUCUGAGUCUGGUUCAUCCUUGGGAGCAAUUUCCAAACGACUGAAGGUACCACUUUCAUCUGUACAAACAAUAGUACGCAAGUAUAAACACCAUGGGACCACGCAGCCAUCAUACCGUUCAGGAAGGAGACGCAUUCUGUCUCCUAGAGGUUAACGUACUUUGGUGCGAAAAGUGCAAAUCAAUCCCAGAACAACAGCAAAGGACCUUGUGAAGAUGCUGGAGGAAACAGGUACAAAAGUAUCUAUAUCCACAGUAAAAUGUGUCCUAUAUCGACAUAACCUGAAAGGCCGCUCAGCAAGGAAGAAGCCACUGCUCCAAAACCAUCAUAAAAAAGCCAGACUACGUUUGCAAAUGCACAUGGGGACAAAGAUCAUACUUUUUGGAGAAAUGUCCUCUGGUCUGAUGAAACAAAAAUAGAACUGUUUGGCCAUAAUGACCAUUCCCUGUAGCUCAGUUGGUAGAGCAUGGCUCUUGCAACGCCAGGGUUGUGGGUUCGUUUCCCACGGGGGGGGGGGGGGGGGGGGGGGGGGGGGGGCAGUAUGAAAAUGUAAAAUGUUAUGUUUGGAGGAAAAAGGGGUAGGCUUACAAGCCGAAGAACACCAUCCCAACCGUGAAGCAUGGGGUGGCAGCAUCAUGCUGUGGGGGUGUUUUGCUGCAGGAGGUUCUGGUGCACUUCACAAAAUAGAUGGCAUCAUGAGGAAGGAAAAAUAUGUGGAUAUAUUGAAGCAACAUCUCAAGACAUCAGUCAGGAAGUUAAAGCUUGGUCGCCAAAUGUGUCUUCCAAAUGGACAAUGACCCCAAGCAUACUUCCAAAGUUGUGGCAAAAAAGCUUAAGGACAACAAAGUCAAGGUAUUGGAGUGGCCAUCACAAAGCCCUGACCUCAAGCCUAUAGAACAUUUGUGGGUAGAACUGAAAAAGCGUGUGAGAGUACAAACCUGGCCUACAAACCUGACUCAGUUACACCAGCUCUGUCAGGAGGAAUGGGCCAAAAUUCACCCAAUUUAUUGUGGGAAGCUUGUGGAAGGCUACCUGAAAUGUUUGACCCAAGUUAAACAAUUUAAAGGCAAUGCUACCAAAUACUAAUUGAGUGUAUGUAAACUUCUGACCCACAGGGAAUGUGAUGAAAUAAAUAAAAGCUGAAAUAAAUCAUUCUCUCUACUAUUAUUCUGACAUUUCACAUUCUUAAAAUAAAGUGGUGAUCCUAACUGACCGAAGACAGGGAAUUUUUACUAAGAUUAAAUGUCAGGAAUUGUGAAGAACUGAGUUUAAAUGUAUUCGGCUAAGGUGUAUGUAAACUUCCGACUUCAACUGUAUGUUAUAUAUCGAUAACAGUCACUUAUCAAAUAAUUACCUCUUAUCAGUCUCAUUCUGAACGUCGCAUAAUCCUUGAACCUGCAAUAACCCUAACCUCAUUGAUGAAUCAGCAAUACACAAAUUGGCUUAAUUAUUUAUUUACUAACUAACUAAAUAAUAACACAAUACAACACAGGUUAUUGAUUACUACAGAGGACCACAUAGCUUGGCUCCUGGACUCUGUCCAUGCAUUUCAAGGCUAUAUUGAAACAAUGACUUAUCAAUUGACCCAAGACCAUAAAUAAAUCUGGUGCAACCAAUUACCUUCACGUCUGCUGGUCUUGUAGAGUAUCAACCAUUUUAAGCCGUGGGCUUCCUGGUCUGAGGUGAAUUUCGUCACAAGGCUUUUUAUGCACUCAGGGUAAAAUGGGCGAUCCAUCAUGUUUGUACUCAUCUGGGCGUGGCCACUGACUGAGAACAAAUCAAUAUGGAAAACAAUCAUCUCAUCUAGAAUGCUAAAAUCACAUUGUUAUCUUCACAAAAGUAUUAUUAUACUUAAUCAUUUGUUUUAUACAACAAUUAGAUGCAAACCUCAUAAAUGGAAAGUGUACACCCCCAGAGAUACAGUUCUGUUGUUCCACCGUCUUUAAUGACAUCACAACAUAGUAACGAAUUUGACAUGAUUGUUCUUUAAGUCCCCACCAACCAUUUCUCACAUUCUUUUAAGUAGGAAUAUUGUUUCAUUAUCCACUUUUGGAUGUUGGAGUCUUGGCGGGAAGACUUCCUUUGUCUCACAGGGAAAUUCCCUCACCCAAUACUGCAUGGCACGGAAAAUAAAGUUUCUGCAAAGAAUUUACGACCGGUCAUAAAACUGGCCCCCAGGAAAGGGGGUAUUCAAACCUUUGCCUAGCCAGCAUCUUUGAUCCUCAGACCAUGAGGGCAAGUCAUGACACACCUUUAAACUUGGUACAUUAAACUGACACCGUAAUCCAGCAGACAUCAGAGUUCCAAGUAUGUUCUAAGAGGGGGUACUAUUAAAUUUACUGACAGUUUACACAGGGCCCUUAGAAGUGGGGAGGUCUCUCUCUGCCUUAUUUCCCAGAUUCCUGGAGCACUCUGUGGAAGUCCGAUCCAUCAGUCUGAUCUACGACCCCUUAUCACCUUUUAAAUUCCAUUAAUGGCAGCUUUAUCAAAUAAAAAACAAUCACUCACAAGUGGAAAAGUCAUGCCUCUUUCUUACGUUAUUGAGAACAUUUGGGUGAUAAGAAAGGUGUGGGGAAAUGUUGAUAGAAAUGGGCAUUUGGACGAGUCAAGCAAGUGUGUCUGCUUUGAAUUUAUUUUACAGAAAGCAUGGGUGUUCAUACUGUUGAUGUUACAGUAUUUGUUAUUGUCUUGAUUUAUACCAAAAGGGGUCAAGUUAGUGAUGUUAGAUCAUUAAAGGACUUUUAAGAUUUAAAUAGUCUAACUGAUUUUACUUAUUUAACCAAUGUUAAAGGGUCAUGUUAAAGAUACAUUACAACCAGAAGCAAAAAUAUACUACUUUCACAUGUUUAGAAGUUGUUACAAAUUUUGCCAACGAGUCUGUUUUAAUUACCGCCCAAAGUAGCUUUGGCAGCUUUGAAAGGCAAGGAAAAUGAUUUUGGAGUGGGGGCUAGCUUUGAGCAGGGGAGAAACUCUGCAGAAAUCUCCCCAGCAGCUGCCAUUCUACUGUGAUGUGGAUUCAGGUACAACCUGGAGUGUUUGAAAUGACUCCAUCGGCCCGGGGAAAGCCAGAAGUAUCUUUGGCAGUCACCUCUUAUUUUCUUAUUUUUGGCAUAGCAACUUUAAGGUUAAGUUAAAAAACGUUAAAGGCUUUCAUUAUGACGCAUUUAAGAUUUUUAUGUAACAUAAAUUUGUCAAUUGCGUGCCAUAGCCGAGUUAGACAGAACUCCCCAAAGUACAGCAAGAAUUGUUAAACGCAGUACCCUAUUCCUGUCUCACAGGCAAAAAAAUAUUGAAUCACAGCUCUGAGAGGUAAGGGAUCAGCUCUUUACUAGGUGUUAAUGAAUUACAUGAAAAGGCAAUGGUAUCCACUAUUGGCACUUCCCAAUGUGGGUGUGGUUGAAUUCUGUUGAUGUUGACGCCUGCAAGUAGGAAGUUGCCUCAUUGUUUUUGAUGAUGUCAUAUUUUGGAUGCUACCUUUAAUAAGAGUUCCUUUUUUCCCAGCCCUUUGGGGGAGAUGGUUGGUGUGACACCAUCAACAACCGGGCCUACUGCGAGUAUGAUGGAGGGGACUGCUGUCCAUCCACCAUCUCAACCAGAAAGGUAAAUUAACCUAUUUUCAUCGUCCCCCCAUACCCUUCCCUAAAUAAACCUGCUUUUUCUUAUACUUCAUUUUACAUUUACAUUUUAGUAAUUUAGCAGAUGCUCUUAUCCAGAGCAACUUACAAUUAGUGCAUUCAUCUUAAGAUAGCUAGGUGGGACAACCACAUAUCACAGGCAUAGAAAGUACAUUUUUCCUUAAUAUCGUAGCUAUCAGUAAUCAGAGCUAGAAGAGGAGGGGGGUCAAGCGCAAGUGCUGGUAUUUUUUUUGUUGUGGGGGGGGGGGGUUGGGGUCGAGGUGAGGAGGAGGAUUUUUUAAGAUACUGUUUGAAGAGGUAGGGUUUCAGAUGUUUUUGGAAGAUGGGCAGGGACUCUCACUUCCAUGUGAGAGUCAGUCUACUGCGGUGGGGAUGUUUUCCUCCCACAUACCUGCUAUUUUGCUUACUGUAUAAUCAUGGUCCCUAUUCAUUCCUGGGAGUCUGCUGCAGCCCGCUAACUGGAGGUCAUUAGUCUCUCUAAUGUCCAUAGCUCAUGGCGGUAGCACGGCUAGCCCCGGUUCCCCCUUGAAUACAGUUUUUGCCUAUUGCUUACACACUUUUUGCAGAAUUUGGCUCAUUAUGUCAAAACUCAACACACAAGCCAAUCAGACAUAGCACUUGGAGAUUAACAACUCACAUAUAUGCCAAAAUGAAACACUGCAAUCAAAACUUAACACUCCUUUCUAAAAAUGAAAUUCUUGCAAAAAAAACAUACACACAAGCAACAUUUGAAUUACUCUUUCAUAUCACUAGCAACACACUGAUGGGCUUUAUAUAAAACACGGCAGUCUUUGUGUUUCUAUUUUUAUUGUCAUUUUAUUGUCAUUGUCUUCUGUAAAACUCAAAAGUAGAAUUUCUGCAGUAAUCAAACAAUAUUUACAAAAAGUUUUUACAAAAAAACAAACAUUCUUACAGAAAUUCUUAACAUCAAAUUUAGCAACAAAACAAAAGUAAAAAAACAAGACAAUUACUGGAUAAAUUGCUAUUGGGGGAAAAAACAUAUACUUGUUUUGUGUGUGUGUGCGUGUGUGUGGUGGGGGGCGGGGGGGCUUAUGGAUCACGCCUUCUGUUCGGAUCUGGCCACAAGACCUCGUCAACAUCACAGGCGAUGUCCUCGCGGGCUAGGCAUCGGGGAAAAUAUCGCCUUGUGUGCGGAAUCCACCCUUGGAUUGAUCCCACCUCAAUGUCUCCACAUGCCUCUUCCAUUGCUUGCAGAAGAGUCAUGCGGGCAUGUGGUUGCCGAUCAUAUACUUUCCACCGCCACGCUGAAAAGAAUUCCUCGAUUGCAUUUAGAAAGGGGCUGUAAGGGGGCAGGUAUAAAACUGUGAAAUGAUUAUGGUUGUUGAACCAAUCUCGGACCAGAGCAGCCCGGUGGAAACUAACAUUAUCCCAGAUGACAACAAACCUGGGCUGCUGUAAUCUGUCCUGCACAACUGCAUGUAGUGCAUCUAGAAAUGCAAUGACCUUUCCUGUAUUGUAGGGACCUAGAGUGGCAUGAUCCUUGGACACUAAUUGCAGCACACAAGGUGAUAUUUCCCCCACGCUGCCCAGGGACAUUUACAACAGCCCUUUGUCCAACUACGUUACGGCCCCGACGCCUGGUUUUGGCCAGAUUGAAUCCUGCCUCAUCCACGUAGAUGAACUCAUGCGGCAGUUCGACGGCAUCAAACUCCAGAACUGUCUGUAACAGAAAAUAUUGAAUAGUGUUACUGAAAACACAUACAGUAACUACAAUGUCUAUAUUUUCACACAAGCAGGGGCUGGGUUGGGUGAGUAUUGACAAAAACUACAAGCUACAGGCAGGGCAGGUGGCAGCAUAAACCCUCAUUCCCACAUCACAAUAUAUAGUAUGUAAAGUAAAGUGACACAUACCUGCACAUAAUCAUGGCGCAGAUCCUUGACCCUGACACUGUUCCUCUCAAAUGACACCCUGUACAGCUGCUUCAUUCUGAAGUUAUGUUUCUGUAUGAUGCGACUUAGUGUAGAAAUGCUGACCCUGUUGAUAUUGUUGAAUUCAUUUCCAUUUGCAAUUAUGCGUUGUUGCAACUCACGAAGUCAGAUUGCAUUAUUUUCUCGCACCAUUUCAAUGAUGGCAAGCUCUUGUUGUUGAGUGAAGAGCCGUUCCCUUCCACCUUGAGGAGGUCGUCCAACCAUUAUGUAGAAAAUGCCACCACAAGAUGUCAUUGGUUAGGUUAUUUUUCACAUACUGUACUUUCAAACUGUACACAGUACUGCAACAUCACAAUGGUAUUCCUUUACAUAUACAGUACUUCACAGCACUACCCAUUUUUGUAUAGUAUAGUUAGUACAGUAAUACUGUAAUAUGAUACAGAAUCAUGUGACACAUACAGUAGGUACAGUCUGGAGUAGAAACUUGAAGAUAUACCUGUUCUCCAGUCGGAAUGUCCUUAUUAUCGAUGCUACUGUAUAGCGACUGAGGUUAGGGUGGACUCUUUGCCCAGCCUCCCUCAUGGACAGGCCAUGAUUUAUCACAUGGUCCACCAGAGUAGCCCUGAUGUCAUCUGAUAUACGUCUCCGCACUGGUCCUCGUCCUCUUCCACGUCCUCUUCCACAUCCGACUCCUCUCUCUCUUUGUCCUCCUCUUACUCUGACUCUUAUUGCCUCCAUGCUUGCAAAGUUCUAAAAAUUGCUUACCUGAGGCCUAUUUGUAGUGCUAAGGCUCAGACUGAUUGGUGUUCUGUUUUCUGUGCAAGUGUUUUCAGGUGUGUAUGUAAGUGCAUACAAUUGCCAGAUGAGUUUUGCAUUUUGAACAGAGUGUUUUCCCAAUGAUAACAGGUGAUUUCAUUUUUGAACAAAGUGUCUAAUGUAAGAAAACGUGUGUAGUGUUUCGCAAUAAGUGUGUUACAGAAUUGCAAACAAAGUGCAAAGUUGACAUUGUGUUUAAGCUAUGGUUACACUGUGUUUAAGGUAUGCUACAAGAAGUUUAGGUAUUGAGGCUUUGGUCUAAGCAUUCGGUUUUAGUGUGUAAGCAAUGGGCAAAAACUGUAAGUAAGCUCAGCAAUGGAGUGCCUGUCAUAAAUACAUCAGCAGCUACAUAGUCUUUUAUGAGGGGAAGGCCAGGUGUCCGUGGUCUUCUGCAACUGUAAAACACCAGUUAAACUAUCAGGCUCUGAGAAAGUGAAAUAAACCGUGAGCGACAGCAUCCUGCCACUGUGGAUCCAGCGGAACUGUGGAGCACUGGUGUUUAUGCAGCCCAUGGAAACGCCUCUGGUCUCCAAGGCACUUCUCCGAUUGGCCACUUUGAUUUGUAGAGUCUGGUUUUGGGACCAAGGUCCAAGCUGGCAGCAGAAGACUUGGACAGUAGACUAGGAAGUCAACUCAGUCCACUCACUUCCAGUUGAAGCAUAGACGUGUAAUGAGCCUCGAUGUGCUCUACAUUUUUGUACAGUGCAAUUCAUUCAUUCAAUUAAUUAGUUAUCUAAAACACAUUUUAUUCCAUUUUCAAAGCAGUUUUGAGAAGUCAUGAUAAACACUGGUUAGCAACUACUCAGAAGUACAUACAAAACAGUCCAAGAUUUGGCUUUUGUUUGACGCAAGCAGGAAAAACAUCCAGCCCGUGUUGUCCAGAGGUUGUUAGAACAAAGCAAAAGCAGCAGAGUAUAGUUUAGUCCCAAAUGACACCCUAUUCCCUACAUAGUGCACUAUAUAAUUUGGCUCACCACUGCCUCCAUCAAUGAACCAACAUAGGGCUUAGGAAACACUUUGUUGCCAAACAAACACACAUUUAAUGGGAGAGAGCAGUCUCUGAUCUGUGUUUCUCUUCUUAACCUUCUGGAACAGUUGCUAAGUCUUCAAUAAAACUAUUACCUCCAUUAAACAUCAGUGAAAUCAAUGCUAGGCAAGCCUUGGCAUUUAGCUAGCCUCUCAUGUUUACAUUUCUUGCAACAGACUGCUUUGCAGGGCAUCUGAGUUUAUUUUGCAACCUGUGGUGAUGGCUUGCUUCCUAGACAAGACCUGGCAACCCUGUUGUUGAUUCUUAACAUGUGUUCAUCCGUUCACCUCUGUGGUGCAUUCCCUCCCCCGAUACUCAAGGUUUCUCACCGUUGAGUCCAUGGUGAACCAUUUGACAUCACUCCCUUCAUUUAUCUCUCUGGAGACAUUUGUUUCUCUUUGAAAUUAUGAAGAAAUGAAACGUGUAGAGCUCACACAUAUAAUACUAUGCAAACUAUUGGAUAGGUAGGACAAACAACUGGCUUCUUAUGGGCAUAGUUUGAAGUUUAUUGCAUUGUUAAACGUAUGCUAUUACCUUGUGUAUGUAUUGGUUAAGUUGGGGAAAUUACCCCUGGUUGUGAUUUUAUUGUCUCUUGAGAUUUGUUUUGUUUCUAAUCCCCUGGUUACUUGACUGAUUGACAGGUCAUUCCGUUUGGGGCCGACUGUGAUCAGGAUGAAUGCACUUGCCGUGAUCCAAACGCGGAGGAGAACAAGAGCAAAGCCAAAUACUUGGAAGCAGGACUGUUAUGAAUGAUGGAUCGUUAUGUGCGAACAGGGCCAAGGCUGGCUCACAAUGAAACAACAACAGAUGAACUUUACCCCUUAACAUGAUAUAUUUCAAUUUUGUUUUCCUAUUAGGGAGCAAUGAAGGUAAUCUCUUCUUAGACAAAAAUAAAAACUGUGUUUCAAUAUUGUAGCUUUUAGGAUUCCAACACAAUAACUAAUCUGUAAAGACGACUAACUUGUAUAGAAUAAUAUAUUUGGGCAAUCUCUAAUUUCAUAGAUGUAGUUACAGAGGACUACAGUAUUAUAACAUCAUAUCACAUAAUACACAUUUAUGCAUAUCAUAGGUACCUAACUUAACACUUUCUGCUUAGAGAGUUAUUGUUAGAUGUAGCAGUUCUCAAGAAAUAUUCCAUACAGAUUUUGUGUAAUCUUGUUAUGUGUGAUAUUACACUGUAAUUUACACUUGAUGUUGAAUAAACCGUAAAUUUGUCUGACACUG
Molecule: messenger RNA, 43218 nt
Organism: Coregonus sp. 'balchen'
Lineage: Eukaryota; Metazoa; Chordata; Actinopteri; Salmoniformes; Salmonidae
Source: the annotation of a GenBank genome assembly